AGCUCUCUGUGUGGGGAACAUGACAGCCAGACCAAAGCUCAGAGGACAAAGAAGCAGCACAGACCAGACUCUGCUGGACCUGGACCUGGACCUGGACCUGGACCUGGACCUGGACCUGGACCUGGACCUGGACCUCGACCUGGACCUGGACCUGGACCAGAACCCAGCUGUGUGUCCAUGAAGAGUGACCGGUCUAUGGGCGAACCUAUUGUCUUCAAACAUGAACAUCAGUCUGCUGAUCAGAGGAUCCAUCAGCAGAGACCAGAUUCUCCUGAACCCAGCUGUGUGUCCAUGAAGAGUGACUGGUCUAAGGGUCGACCUCUUAACUUCAAACAUGGACAUCAGUCUGCUGAUCAGAGAGUUCAUCAGCAGAGCUCAGAGGUUCUCAGUGGUCAGUCUGUCCAGCAGCAUCAAACACAGCUGGACUCCAUAUUUAUGCUGCUGGAGGAGAACAUCAGCAGGUUUGUGAAGAACGAGCUGAAGAAGAUGCAGAAGACUCUGAGUCCAGAUUACCCAGAAUGCUUAGAGAGUCAGAGUGAGGAUGAGGAGGUGUUGGACGGUGAGGAGGAAGAGCAGAGGAGGAGCAGCAGAGAGGCAUUUCUGAAGAUCACACUGCACUUCCUGAGGAGAAUGAAGCAGGAGGAGCUGGCUGAGCGUCUGCAGAGCAGAACUUGUGCUGAAAAGUGUCGACCUAAACUCAAGUCUAACCUGAAGGAAAAGUUCCAGUGUAUGUUUGAGGGGAUCGCUAAAGCAGGAAACCCAACCCUUCUGAAUCAGAUCUACACACCGCUCUACAUCACAGAGGGAGGGACUGCAGAGGUCAAUGAUGAACAUGAGGUCAGACAGAUUGAAACAGCAUCCAGGAAACCAGUCAGACCAGAAACAACAAUCAGACAAGAAGACAUCUUUAAAGCCUCACCUGGAAGAGAUGAACCAAUCAGAACAGUGAUGACAAAGGGAGUGGCUGGCAUUGGGAAAACAGUCUUAACACAGAAGUUCACUCUGGACUGGGCUGAAGACAAAGCCAACCAGGACAUACACUUCACAUUUCCAUUCACUUUCAGAGACCUGAAUGUGCUGAAAGAAAAAAAGUACAGCUUGGUGGAACUUGUUCAUCACUUCUUUACUGAAACCAAAGAAGCAGGAAUCUGCAGGUUUGAAGAGUUCCAGGUUGUGUUCAUCUUUGACGGUCUGGAUGAGUGUCGACUUCCUCUGGACUUCCACAACACUGAGAUCCUCACUGAUGUUACAGAGUCCACCUCAGUGGAUGUGCUGCUGACAAACCUCAUCAGGGGGAAACUGCUUCCUUCUGCUCGCCUCUGGAUAACCACACGACCUGCAGCAGCCAAUCAGAUCCCUCCUGAGUGUGUUGGCAUGGAGACAGAGGUCAGAGGGUUCACUGACCCACAGAAGGAGGAGUACUUCAGGAAGAGAUUCAGAGAUGAGGAGCGGACCAGCACCAUCAUCUCCCACAUCAAGACAUCACGAAGCCUCCACAUCAUGUGCCACAUCCCAGUCUUCUGCUGGAUCACUGCUACAGUUCUGGAGGAUGUGUUGAAAAGCAGACAGAGAGGAAAGCUGCCCAAGACCCUGACUGAGAUGUACAUCCACUUCCUGGUGCUUCAGUCCAAACUGAAGAACGUCAAGUAUGAUGGAGGAGCUGAGACAGAUCCACACUGGCAUAAAAAGAGUAGGAAGAUGAUUGAGUCUCUGGGAAAACUGGCUUUUGAGCAUCUGCAGAAAGGCAACAUGAUCUUCUAUGAAUCAGACCUGACAGAGUGUGGCAUCGAUAUCAGAGCAGCCUCAGUGUACUCAGGAGUGUUCACACAGGUCUUUAAAGAGGAGAGAACGCUGUACCAGGACAAGGUGUUCUGCUUCGUCCAUCUGAGUGUUCAGGAGUUUCUGGCUGCUCUUCAUGUCCAUCUGACAUUUAUCAAGUCUGGAGUCAAUCUGCUGGCAGAAGAACAAACAACAUCCCAGUGGUCCAAAGUCUUUAAAGACAAACCUGAACUAAAACAUCUCCAUCAGACCUCUGUAGACAAGGCCUUAAUGAGUCCAAAUGGACAUCUGGACUUGUUCCUCCGCUUCCUCCUGGGUCUUUCACUGCAGACCAAUCAGACUCUCCUACGAGGUCUGCUGGCACUGACAGGAAGUAGCUCAAAGACCAAUCAGGAAACAGUCAAGUACAUCAAGAAAAAGAUCAGUGAGAAUGUGUCUGCAGAGAGAAGCAUCAAUCUGUUCCACUGUCUGAAUGAACUGAAUGAUCGUUCUCUAGUGAAUGAGAUCCAACAGUACCUGAGGUCAGGAAGUCUCUCCAUAGAUAAACUGUCUCCUGCUCAGUGGUCAGCUUUGGGCUUCAUCUUACUGUCAUCAGAAAAACAUCUGGACGUGUUUGACCUGAAGAAAUACUCUGCUUCAGAGGAGGUUCUUCUGAGGCUGCUGCCAGUGGUCAAAGCUUCAAAUAAAGCUAUACUGAGUAGCUCUAACCUCUCAGAGAGAAGCUGUGCAGCUCUGUCCUCAGUUCUCAGCUCCCAGUCCUCUAGUCUGAGAGAUCUGGACCUGAGUAACAACAACCUGCAGGAUUCAGGAGUGAAGCAGCUUUCUGCUGGACUGGAGAGUCCACACUGUACACUGGAACGUCUGAGGUCAGGAUACAUCGUCUGUAAUUUUCUUGUCUUGAAUAAUGACAAUAAAGCUGAUUGACUUUUCAUACAGUUGACAGGUGCUGUUUUACAUUUAGAUUAAUGUAAAUUAUUCUGCACAUCUGUAGGAUUCUGUCUGUCAGGAUGUCUGAUCACAGAGGAAGGCUGUGCCUCUCUGGCCUCAGCUCUGAGCUCCAACCCCUCCCAUCUGAGAGAGCUGGACCUGAGCUACAAUCAUCCAGGAGACUCAGGAGAGAAGCUGCUGGCUGCUGGACUGAAGGAUCCACACUGGAGACUGGACACUCUCAGGGUGGACCAUGGUGGAGAGCACAGGUUAAAACCUGGUGUGAAGAAGUAUUUCUGUGAACUCACACUGGACACAAACACAGUACACAGACAACUCAAACUGUCUGUCAACAACAGGAAGGUGAUACAUGUGGAGGAGGUUCAGUCAUAUCCUGAUCAUCCAGACAGAUUUGACUACUGGGUUCAGCUGCUGUGUAGUAAUGGUCUGACUGGUCGCUGUUACUGGGAGGUCAAGUUGAGAGGAAGAGUUAAUAUAUCAGUGACUUACAGAGGAAUCAGCAGGAAAGGAAACAGUAAAGACUGUGUGUUUGGAUAUAACGGUCAGUCCUGGAGUCUGAUCUGUUCUGAUAAUGCUGGUUACUCUGUCCGUCACAAUGAAAAAGAAACAUCCAUCUCCUCCUCCUCCUCCUCCUCCUCCUCUGUCUCUAACAGAGUAGCAGUGUAUGUGGACUGUCCUGCUGGCACUCUGUCCUUCUACAGAGUCUCCUCUGACACACUGAUCCACCUCCACACCUUCAGCACCACAUUCACGGAACCUCUGUAUCCUGGGUUUAUGUUUGGGUCUGGUGCCUCAGUGUCUCUAUGUCCUUUCUCAGAGAAGCAGCACAGACCAGACUCUGAUGAACUCAGCCAGGUGUCUGUCAAGAAUCUGCGGUCGAUGUUUGAACCUAAGAAGUUCAACGAUGGACAUAAAUCUGCUGAUCAGAGCCCAGAGAAGCAGCACAGACCAGACUCUGCUGGACCUGGACCUGGACCUGGACCUGGACCUAAACCUAAACUUAAACCUAAACCUGAAGCUAAACCUGGACGUGGACCUAAACCUAAACUUAAACCUAAACCUGAAUCUAAACCUGGACCUGGACCUAAACCUGAAGCUAAACCUGGACCUAAACUUAAACCUAGACUUAAACCAAAACCUGAACCAAGCUGUGUGUCUAUGAAGAGUGACGAAUCUAUGGGCGAACCUAUUGUCUUCAAACAUGAACAUCAGUCUGCUGAUCAGAGAGUGACCGGUCUAAGGGUCGAUUUAUUGAGUUCAAACAUGGACAUCAGUCUGCUGAUCACAGGUCAGACUCAGCAGAGCUCAGAGGUUCUCAGUGGUCAGUCUGUCCAGCAGCAUCAAACACAGCUGGACUCCAUAUUUAUGCUGCUGGAGGAGAACAUCAGCAGAUUUGUGAGGAACGAGCUGAAGAAGAUGCAGAAGGCUCUGAGUCCAGAUGACCCAGAAUGCUUAGAGAGUCAGAGUGAGGAUGAGGAGGUGUUGGACGGUGAGGAGGAAGAGCAGAGGAGGAGCAGCAGGGAGGCAUUUCUGAAGAUCACACUGCACUUCCUGAGGAGAAUGAAGCAGGAGGAGCUGGCUGACCGUCUGAAGAGAAGUCGUGCUCCAGAGUGUCGACGUAAACUCAAGUCUAACCUGCAGAAGAAGUUCCAGUGUCUGUUUGAGGGGAUCACUAAAGCAGGAAACCCAACCCUUCUGAAUCAGAUCUACACACCGCUCUACAUCACAGAGGGAGGGACUGCAGAGGUCAAUGAUGAACAUGAAAUCAGACAGAUUGAAACAGCAUCCAGGAAACCAGACAGACCAGAAACAACAAUCAGACAAGAAGACAUCUUUAAAGCCUCACCUGGAAGAGAUGAACCAAUCAGAACAGUGAUGACAAAGGGAGUGGCUGGCAUUGGGAAAACAGUCUUAACACAGAAGUUCACUCUGGACUGGGCUGAAGACAAAGCCAACCAGGACAUACACUUCACAUUUCCAUUCACUUUCAGAGAGCUGAAUGUGCUGAAAGAGAAAAAGUACAGCUUGGUGGAACUUGUUCAUCACUUCUUUACUGAAACCAAAGAAGCAGGAAUCUGCAGGUUUGAAGAGUUCCAGGUUGUGUUCAUCUUUGACGGUCUGGAUGAGUGUCGACUUCCUCUGGACUUCCACAACACUGAGAUCCUGACUGAUGUUACAGAAUCCACCUCAGUGGAUGUGCUGCUGACAAACCUCAUCAGGGGGAAACUACUUCCCUCUGCUCGCCUCUGGAUAACCACACGACCUGCGGCAGCCAAUCAGAUCCCUCCUGAGUGUGUCGGCAUGGUGACAGAGGUCAGAGGGUUCACUGACCCACAGAAGGAGGAGUACUUCAGGAAGAGAUUCAGAGAUGAGGAGCAGGCCAGCACCAUCAUCUCCCACAUCAAGACAUCACGAAGCCUCCACAUCAUGUGCCACAUCCCAGUCUUCUGCUGGAUCACUGCUACAGUUCUGGAGGAUGUUUUGAAAAGCAGAGAGAGAGGAGAGCUGCCCAAGACCCUGACUGAGAUGUACAUCCACUUCCUGGUGGUUCAGUCCAAACUGAAGAACAUCAAGUAUGAUGGAGGAGCUGAGACAGAUCCACACUGGAGUCCAGAGAGCAGGAAGAUGAUUGAGUCUCUGGGAAAACUGGCCUUUGAGCAGCUGCAGAAAGGCAACCUGAUCUUCUAUGAAUCAGACCUGACAGAGUGUGGCAUCGAUAUCACAGCAGCCUCAGUGUACUCAGGAGUGUUCACGCAGGUCUUUAAAGAGGAGAGAGGGCUGUACCAGGACAAGGUGUUCUGCUUUGUCCAUCUGAGUGUUCAGGAGUUUCUGGCUGCUCUUCAUGUCCAUCUGACAUUCAUCAAGUCUGGAGUCAAUCUGCUGGCAGAAGAACAAACAACAUCCUGGUUGUCUAAAGAAACUGAACAAGAAUCUGCAGAGACACGUUUCUACCAGAGAGCUGUGGACGAGGCCUUAACAAGUCCAAAUGGACACCUGGACUUGUUCCUCCGCUUCCUCCUGGGUCUUUCACUGCAGACCAAUCAGACUCUCCUACGAGGUCUGCUGACACAGACAGGAAGUAGCUCACAAACCAACCAGGAAACAGUCGAGCACAUCAAGAUAAAGAUCAGUGAGAAUGUGUCUGCAGAGAGAAGCAUCAAUCUGUUCCACUGUCUGAAUGAACUGAAUGAUCGUUCUCUAGUGGAGGAUAUCCAACAGUACCUGAGAUCAGGAAGUCUCUCCAGGAAGAAACUGUCUCCUGCUCACUGGUCAGCUCUAGGCUUCAUCUUACUGUCAUCAGAAAAAGAUCUUGAUGUGUUUGACCUGAAGAAAUACUCUGCUUCAGAGGAGGCUCUUCUGAGGCUGCUGCCAGUGGUCAAAGCUUCAAAUACAGCUCUGCUGAGUAGCUGUAACCUCUCAGAGGGAAGCUGUGCAGCUCUGUCCUCAGUUCUCAGCUCCCAGUCAUCUAGUCUGAGAGAUCUGGACCUGAGUAACAACAACCUGCAGGAUUCAGGAGUGCAGAUUCUGUCUCAUGGACUGGAGAGUCCACACUGUACACUGGAAACUCUCAGUCUGUCAGGGUGUCUGAUCAAAGAGGAAGGAUGUGCAGCUCUGUCCUCAGUUCUCAGCUCCCAGUCGUCUAGUCUGAGAGAUCUGGACCUGAGUAACAACAACCUGCAGGAUUCAGGAGUGAAGAUUAUGUCUGCUGGGCUGGAGAGUCCACACUGUACACUGGAAACUCUCAGGCUGAGUGACUGUAACCUCUCAGAGAGAAGUUGUGCAGCUCUGUCCUCAGUUGUCAGCUGCCAGUCCUCUAGUCUGAGAGAUCUGGACCUGAGUAACAACAACCUGCAGGAUUCAGGAGUGAAGCAGCUUUCUGCUGGACUGGAGAGUCCACACUGCAGACUGGAAACUCUCAGUCUUUCAGGAUGUCUGAUCACAGAGGAAGGCUGUGAUUCUCUGGCCUCAGCUCUGAGCUCCAACCCCUCCCAUCUGAGAGAGCUGGACCUGAGCUACAAUCAUCCAGGAGACUCAGGAGAGAAAAUGCUGUCUGCUGGACUGGAGGAUCCACACUGGAAACUCAAGACUCUCAGACUGAGUAGCUGUAACCUCUCAGAGAGAAGCUGUGCAGCUCUGUCCUCAGUUCUCAGCUCCCAGUCCUCUAGUCUGAGAGAUCUGGACCUGAGUAACAACAACCUGCUGGAUUCAGGAGUGAAGCAGCUGUCUUGUGGAUUGAAGAGUCCACAUUGUAGACUGGAAACACUCAGUCUGUCAGGAUGUCUGAUCACAGAGGAAGGCUGUGCUUCUCUGGCCUCAGCUCUGAGCUCCAACCCCUCCCAUCUGAGAGAGCUGGACCUGAGCUACAAUCAUCUGGGAGACUCAGGAAAGAAGCUUUUGUCUGCUGGACUAGAGGAUCCAUACUGGAGAAUGGACACUCUCAGGGUGGACCAUGGUGGAGAGCACAGGUUAAAACCUGGUGUGAAGAAGUAUUUCUGUGAACUCACACUGGACACAAACACAGUACACAGAAGACUCAAACUGUCUGACAACAACAGGAAGGUGACAUAUUUGAAGGAGGAUCAGUCAUAUCUUGAUCAUCCAGACAGAUUUGACUACUGGGCUCAGCUGCUGUGUAGUAAUGUUCUGACUGGUCGCUGUUACUGGGAGGUCCAGUUGGGAGGAAGAAUUCGUAUAUCAGUGAGUUACAGAACAAUCAGCAGGAAAGGAGACAGUGAUGACUGUUUGUUUGGAUGGAACGAUCAGUCCUGGUGUCUGAACUGCUCUGAUGAUGGUUACUCUGUCCGUCACAAUAUGAGAGAUACAUACAUCUCCUCCUCCUCCUCCUCCUCUUCCUCUUCCUCCUCCUCCUCUGUCUCUAACAGAGUAGCAGUGUAUGUGGACUGUCCUGCUGGCACUCUGUCCUUCUACAGAGUCUCCUCUGACACACUGAUCCACCUCCACACCUUCAACACCACAUUCACUGAACCUCUGUAUCCUGGGUUUACAGUCUUGUGGCCUGGUGCCUCAGUGUCUCUGUGUCCUCUGUCUGAGGGAGAGUCUCCUCCUGUGGAGACAAACAGUCACACUGCUGACUGA
Scomber scombrus (Atlantic mackerel) is the source of this 7824-nucleotide messenger RNA. RefSeq lists its product as uncharacterized. The annotation marks the transcript as partial. The record is from RefSeq and is a predicted model, not a curated record. The transcript has 24 exons. Gene Ontology annotation, molecular function: protein binding. NCBI's taxonomy places the organism in Eukaryota, Metazoa, Chordata, Actinopteri, Scombriformes, Scombridae.